Messenger RNA from Ascochyta rabiei, 1932 nucleotides. RefSeq lists its product as uncharacterized. Lineage: Eukaryota; Fungi; Ascomycota; Dothideomycetes; Pleosporales; Didymellaceae. Bases 1 to 1932 code for a protein of 643 amino acids. The record is from RefSeq and is a predicted model, not a curated record. The transcript has 5 exons.
AUGACUUCAGGUACAUCAGCUGUGCUGCAAGAGCUUGUUGACUCACCACUGAACUUCAUCUACGCUUGUUCCGUUUGUUGCGCUACCUUUGCUGAUGCCUAUGAGGGUCACAAUGAGACAGUCCAGGGUCUUUCGGACGGCAUCAACCCCAAAGAGCGUCUCGUAACGGAACUGUACCUUGGCAGCUGCUGCCAUGUCUUCUGCAGAGAGCACAUUGAGGGAGGUGGUCCUCCAUUCCACCCCGCCGGCCAGAAGCCCAAAGCACCGUGUCCGGUAUGCGUCAAAGAGCAGGGCGAGAGUACCGCGCGUGAGCUUUAUUCCAUUCGUGGCUUUCACAAAGACGAAUAUGACUCCGCAAUUCCCCCAAUCUGGUUCAAGGCGCCUCCGAUCAAUCUGGGUGGAAACAACAAAGAGAUGGAAGCUCUGCGCUUCCAGUAUCUGGCGCUGAUACGCUACUGCCAAGUAUCUUAUCGAACACGGAAGCCACUUUCAAACGAGUUGGCGGACGCGAAAAACGAGCUAGCCACCAUGCAGAGUCGCGUAACGGAUGAGCACUCAAAGUUUGCGGAUCUCCAGCGCGAGAAUGAGGAAUUGCGAACUUCGGCACAGCAGGUCGAAGAUGCGGAGGCGCUCAGGGCAGAAGUACAACAAUUACGACAUCUGGAAGAAGAGUUUGAUCAAUUCAACGCGGACCUGAAGGCUUUCCGCCGUCUCAAAGCAGAUGUGCGCGAUCUGGAAACGUUUCGUAAGAACAAGGGUGCCAUACUACAACAUCUGAAGCUGGUCCCCGAGCUGGUAGAGCAAAAUAGGAAGAUGAAGGAACGGCUUUCCUCGCUGGGUUUUGCAAUGGCACUCGAGCCUGUUCCCAAUUAUUCACAGCUAACCUCUGAUGAUCUCAACGAGAUGGAAAGCAUUGCUGAGAUAUACCUCGAGGACCACGGGUGCUUCCAGAAGUCGUCUUCUAGCCACACCGCUGGACGAUCUGCACACACAUCGGGCAAUGAAGCUGUUGCUCACCCUUUCACAUCCAGCGAUCGCCCGUUAAAGCGUCGAAGGGUCGACUCCCCUCUUCCGUACGAUAUGAACGUCGACGCAUCGAACAGCCGGGAUGCUAUGCCGCCCCCAUCAAAAAUUCCGUCCAGGAUACGCUCUGUGCGAGGACUGAUCCCUAACAUACGUAAGAAAUUCUCAAGCCGCCAGUCUAUACCGAAAAUGCAACGGGCCAAUAAUGGCGAUGUACGAAUGUACGACCAGGGACACUGGCGAAGUGCAGUGAAAUUUCCCAUUGGAGAUAGCUGUUCAUCUACACAUCAUGACAUACGCAGUGAACCGCCCUACAUGACUGGAGCAUUACCAGUGGAGCCAACAUCGCAAGCAUCUCACCUGUUCACCAACCUAGGAGCGCACACAAAUGCCUCGGACUUUACUUUCCGUGCAUCCUCGCCUGUCAAAAUGAACCGUGGCCAAAGCGAAGACCAGCAAGCGCGAUUACCUACGGAACCGUCGUACCUGCAGCUUAUGGACGGCUUGUCACACGACAGCGACUUCGAACUGGGACUGACAGACCCCCGUAGGAACGCAACGAGGCAAUGCGAGGCUGGUAGCAUUGUCAAACCUUUUUUCCAGAACCCUCAGGGCCAGCGCCGACCCACCGAAGUCAACACACAGCAGCGCUGGGGACUGGGUCACGCUUUCCUCCACCAGUCACCUAACGGGCCACCAAAGCUAGCUGGAUACCAACGUAGCGCCCUGUACCGAGAGCCCAAGGCCCACUUCAGCCGAGCUCAGUAUGAUCCGUCUGUAGGGGCUGCAAGUCCAGCUUCCAACCCGGUCCAACAACCAGCUCGUCAGAUCGGAAACGUAUUCAAGUCGUUUCGGCGCCUAUCAGUCACAGAGGCACCCAACUUCACAGAUGCCAACCGAAUGGCAUGA